Molecule: messenger RNA, 2262 nt
Organism: Cryptomeria japonica (Japanese cedar)
Lineage: Eukaryota; Viridiplantae; Streptophyta; Pinopsida; Cupressales; Cupressaceae
Product: protein-tyrosine sulfotransferase
Exons: 12
Coding region: 537-2045 (502 amino acids)
Cellular component (GO): membrane
Molecular function (GO): heparan sulfate 6-sulfotransferase activity
Source: RefSeq, a predicted model, not a curated record
CUACCGAGAACAAGAAAACAAGGCCCUUUAAAAACAAAUGUGGCUUGGGUUGUGGGCUUGUCCCUUUCUGGUUCCCCACCAUUCCAAUGGCCCCACCCGCAUUCCCACACCACCAUCACAUUAAAAUGACUGCCUCAUUUCAAGCCGACCAAUAACCCUAGUUUUUUCAGUCUCCAUGCCACUUCGUUACCAACGUUUUUUGGGAGCCUUCGACUUUUGUUCCAUGUCAUCUGCCACAUCAUUGUUCAUGUUGCUAGAAAGCCCUAGCCAUGUCAGCAGCUGGCCAUCCACUGUCGUAUCAGGUUCCAGCCACUUUGGCAGCAGGAAACGAGGAACAAAUGACCUCUUUGCUAAACAGGCCUGAAAGGCGGGUUGAGAUCAUAUAUAUAGUCCAUUAUAUUUGGUUGGAUUGCACUGCAGAAUUCCUGUAUUGAGAUCCUAAGUUCCAAUCCUCCGGGUUCUGUGCAAUAUUGGUCAAACUCACUUCAUCUUUGGGAUUUGUUUGCUUCUCUGUGUUCUAUAUCUCUGAAAUUCGAAUGAAUUCUUCAACACCCAAAAUGAUGAGCAUGCUCCUGCUGCUUGUAAUACUAUUGGGAAAAAAUGGGUUGGCUACCAGCGACUAUAGUUACAGGAAUUGUGAAGGUAUUGUCAAGAGUUGGGCUGACAAAUCAUUGCUGGAAUUGGAGGGAAGAACAGAGCAAGAGAAUUUGGAGUUAAAGGACUUGCUGUUUUUUCUUCAUGUUCCAAGAACCGGGGGCAGAAACUAUUUCAACUGUUUUUUGCGGAACUUGGUUCCCAGAGACCAGGAAUGCCCACGAUCCUAUGACAAGCUUCGGUUUGACCCAAGCGAGCCAGGAUGCAAGUUAGUGGUAACUCAUGAUGAUUACAGCCUCAUGUCAAUGCUGCCAAGUGAGAAAACAUCUGUUGUAACAAUAAUGCGCAACCCUGUGGACCGGGUUCUUAGCACUUAUGAAUUUUCUAUUGAGGUUGCAUCUAGGUUUUUGAUACACCCAAACUUAUCAUCAUCCAUCCGCACAAAACGACGAAAUUUUACAAAGAUGAUAGGUGUCAGCACCUUGGAUAUUUGGCCAUGGAAGUAUCUGGUUCCAUGGAUGCGCAAAGACCUUUUUGCUCGGCGUGAUGCAAGGCACCCAGGAAGGAUGGUUAUGCAGGGGGAUGUAGAUUCUUAUGACUUUCCAGCUAUGGUAAUGCCAUUGCAUGAGUAUAUUCAUCAACCUAUAGCAUAUGAUAUUAUACAUAAUGGAGGUACAUUUCAGGUAGCAGGGCUCACUAAUAACUCCCACUUAGAAGAAGCACAAGAAAUACGCCAAUGUGUGGUGGAAUACCCAUUCUUGGGGAAGCAUGUAUUGAAAGUUGCAAAGAGGAGAUUGGAUCAAAUGUUCUAUGUAGGGCUUACAGAGAACCAUAAGGAUUCUGCUACAAUAUUUGCAAAUAUGCUUGGCACAGAAAUGCUGUCUCAUUUACACUUUUCGAACUUUUCCAUUUGGAGUUCCCAUGCAGCUAGUAACAAGACAGGUUUGACCAAAGAAACAAGUCAAGCACAGAUCAGUGUUGAGGGCCAGAAAUUAAACAUAAACCCUGCUAUUGAUUAUGCUAAAGAACAAAAGGGAAAUUUUACAGUUGCUAGUCUGCUUGAUACUUAUGAAAAAUGUGCCCAUAGUACAAGGUCUAGUCAAGGUCAGCGCCGCAUUUCUUCAUUGAAGGCCCUUGCACCAGCGAACUUCACAAAGGAGGAACGGACUCGUAUACCAGAAAGUACCAUAAAAGAAAUUGAAAGAUUGAACAGUCUUGAUGUUGAGCUAUUUAAACAUGCUCAGAAUAUAUUUUCUCAACAACGGAAGGCUUUGAAUGAACACAAGACUUUUGUUCUACAUGAGUCAAGUUCACAGGAGGACAACUUUAACAGCAGAAUCUCAAGUUGCCAAUCUCUAAGUAGCUUUUGGCCAUUUGUAUUGAUUGCACCAAUUUUUGCAGUAGUCGUUUUUAUAGCUGCUCGAGGGAGAUCUUCAAAGAUCAAAUUGUAAUUUUUCUUACUGGAUAUUUAAAUUCUUAAUAAUAUAUGUUCUUCAUUCCCAUUUUUUGUCACAUCUGUGACUUCUAAAUUUAACCUUCUCGUACUUGAAGGUGAAGUGGGGAAGGGCAUAGGGAAAGACUCUCGCACCUAUGAAGGAUUUUGGAGAGUCUUGCCCUUGAUGUAAGGCAUGUACAUUAAAUUAGAAGAGAAAUAUUAAAAUUUGCCUC